Molecule: messenger RNA, 2544 nt
Organism: Aspergillus versicolor CBS 583.65
Lineage: Eukaryota; Fungi; Ascomycota; Eurotiomycetes; Eurotiales; Aspergillaceae
Gene: slx4
Product: protein slx4
Exons: 2
Coding region: 1-2544 (847 amino acids)
Biological process (GO): DNA repair; DNA replication
Cellular component (GO): nucleus; Slx1-Slx4 complex
Molecular function (GO): 5'-flap endonuclease activity
Source: RefSeq, a predicted model, not a curated record
AUGUCUCCUGUUCCCGAUAUCGUCGUGCUCUCUUCCUCCCCGGAGCACAACGCAAUUUGCCCAGCGCCACAACCUGUGAGAGACACGGGAAAUGUUUCACUUAACGAUAACCUUUCGUCUCCGUUGGUCUCGCCCUCUGAACCGUUUCGGCCUCCGACGCGUUCUAGAUACUUCGCCCCUCCGAAGUUCAAUCAGCCGGCAACGAAAGCUAGGACAACGGAGGAUACACACACGGCAAAGCAGACUGCGACCGAAUUAGAUGUGGGAGACAAACCAAAAUCAAUGCCACGAGUCCGAAAGCCUCAAAAUGGACUACAAGCGGACUCAUGCUACCUGGAACAGGUUGUUUUGGAAAACAAUGAGAAUGCGGCAACAAAACCUAAGCGGACAAGGAAAACACCAGCUAAUAACGGAGCCGGAGACGAAAAACCGAAAAAUAAAACAAUAACUGGGAAGAUCACCAAGUCGGGUACUGCAAAGUCAAAGAAAGCCACUGCAAAGCCGGCGGAUUGCGACGUACCCUCAAAGUCUGCGCGAGAAGGAAGUGCUAGAAAGGAAGACCAAGAUAGUUGCGAAGAGGGUUUACAACUAGAGCCAGCUGUCAAGAGGAGAUUGGAUUGGACACCAACGAAGGAACCUACCAAAUCGAUCCUUGAGCUGGAUGAUAAGAUUGGCGUCGAAAGCAGACAGAAUAGCCUCAGCAGUUUACUUUUUGACUAUGGCUACGACGGAGUUGCUACUGUCCCUGAUAGAGCGCAGGUGCUUGCGGAUAAUGGACCGACAAAGCGCCGGCGGAUAGAGCUUGUGGAUUCCAGGGUACUUCCUGCAAAGCCAAAGCCAUUAGGUGACGAUGAUUCCCAUAAUAGUGAGGAAGGCCCGGGCGUAUCCGCGACCUCCAAGUCGUCUAAGCCCAGCAAGAAGCCCAAGACGCGGGCCAAACGGUUGACAACUCUGACCGCUCGCGUAACAGCGUCAUAUCAUGAGAAAUAUACGGAUUGCUCAGAUUUUACGAGCCAAGACGUCUCCGUAGGUGCUGAGAGCUCAACGGAUAAACCGGUGAGCCGCAAAGCGAAGAGAAAGGCCGACGAGAACUCUGGAUUUAAAAUGCCAAGGAGAAUUGUGCUUUCUCCCCAAGACGCCUUGGAUUCCUUAGAUCAACAGGACCUUGUUUUUGGUACCUGUAGCCAGUUAGAACGGGCAGAUUCUCCAACUCUAUUAAGAGAUACGCAGGCCGCACUUCAAGAGUCGGAGAAGGAGGAGUCGGGUGCACUUCCGUCCCAAUCGAAACAAUGCCCAGGGCCUGCCCACUCAUCCUCUGCCAUAUCUCGGUUUGCGGCCCCAAGAAACCUUUGGUCCGCUGCAGCUAGAGAUACAGAAGGGUCACUUGCAGACGUCGAAGUUGUCAAUCUUGUUGACUCACCUGAAGGUUCCAAGGCUACUGCUCCACCUGUUAGAAUUGAUCAAACCAGCGAUGCCAGUGAACCUAGACACUCAAACGACGUAUCACGGAAGGAUGGUUUGGCGCUAGAUGACACGCCUGUCAACAAGGAGCCACCUGCAUCUACCGCUCAUGUCGUUGAACAACCGACGCGCAAGAAGCCCAAGCGGAUGCCCAAUUUCAAUGGGAAGACUGACCUUGAAUUGGAACGGGCGAUCAAAAGGUAUGGAUUGAAGGCGAUUAAAAAUCGCAAGAAAAUGAUCGAGCUUCUUGAGAAAUGUUGGGUUGCUCAGUAUGGACCAGUCGCCCAAGAAGGCCACGAUGCAUUGCAGCCAAAAGAAACCAUCGCGAUAAAACCUACUGUCUCUGCUGAAUCUCAACAAUCCAACAUCCAGGAAAGGCCGGAGAAACCUACAGAAUCUCCUGAAAAGAAGUCAAAGGCACAACCCAAACCUCGGCCAGGCACUUCUCAGCAAACAGAGGAAACCAACGAAAGCACAAUUCCUGCCAACGAGAGCAAACGGACGCCCACUAAACCAAAGCCUCAGCAAAGUAGCCUGCCGACCCAUUCAGCUCAAACGGAACGUAGCAGCCAACCGCCAUCAAAGCGAUCCUUCACUGACGUCGAAGAAAUUCAAGACUCGGAGGACGAGCCCCUUCUAUCGCCAAGCAGAAUCAUCGACGAACUCUUCUCCAAGGUACAGCCAAAAGGGGCUAGAAAGAAGCAAGAACUGUCUACGUCUACCAUACCCUCAAGUCCAAGCAGCCCGUCUCGAAAAGCCAAAGACACGCAAUCAAUUACUCUUGUUUCAGCGAAUAGCAAUCCCCAGCUCCCUGACCUGGGCGAACAAAUCACAAAGGCCGUGCGUGCCCAACCACGGCAGAGCCAGAGCCCCGUUGGAACAAGGAAACGGCCUAGUUGGCAUGAGAAAAUACUCAUGUAUGAUCCUAUCUACCUCGAAGAUCUUACAAGAUGGUUGAACACCGAGGGCCUCAAUCUCGUCAACGAGGACAGAGAGGUCGGCGCGGGGUUUGUUCGUGAGUGGUGCGAGAGAAAGGGCAUUUGCUGCUGUUACAAGGUGAAGAAGAAUGCUGGUCAUUCUUAG